AUGACGGUUCACACUGUUCGAUUACCCGCCACUCAGCUUCACGGUGGAACCUCCAGAAGCCUAUCAUCAUCCUGCCGCAAUCCAAACGCCAUCAUCCGAUUCAGCUCUGGUUCUCUAAAACGAUGCCGUUUCAUAUCCAAUGAACAUGGUAAAGAAAACUCUGUGAGAGCUCUGGAAGUGAAGAAGAUUCAGGAAGACUCACCUCUCCUUCCUAAGCCGUUAUCAUCAAACCAGCUCGCGGAAACUAUCUCCAACGGCUCCCGUGUUCGUGUAGCCUAUCAGGGAGUAAGAGGUGCAUACAGUGAAUCAGCAGCUGAGAAGGCAUAUCCAAAUUGUGAAGCUGUUCCCUGCGAUGAGUUUGACACUGCAUUUGAAGCGGUUGAGCGGUGGCUUGUUGACCGAGCAGUUUUGCCAAUUGAGAACUCUUUGGGUGUUAAGUUAGCUGUUCGCCAUUGUUUGUUGGCUAACCAUGGUGUAAGUCUUGAGGAUUUGAAAAGAGUGCUUAGCCAUCCACAGGCUCUUGCUCAAUGUGAAAACACGUUGACUAGAUUGGGAUUGGUAAGAGAAGCAGUAGCUGACACUGCUGGUGCUGCAAAGGUAAGUUUUAUGUUCUUCAAGUAUAUGAUUUUAUAUUUCAUUAGCUUUAUUGAGUUAAAUGGAUUGAAUUUUUGGCAGCAAAUUGCAUUUGAAGGUUUAAGUGAUGCAGCAGCAGUUGCCAGCGCUGAAGCUGCAACGAUAUAUGGAUUGAGCAUAGUUGUUGAAGAUAUACAGGAUGACUCUGAUAAUGUUACAAGGUUUCUGAUGCUCGCAAGGGAACCCAUUAUCCCUGGAACUAACAGACUGUUUAAGACAAGUAUAGUUUUCUCGUUAGAAGAAGGGCCGGGAAUGCUUUUCAAAGCACUUGCUGUGUUUGCCCUUAGGCAAAUCAACCUCACAAAGAUCGAAAGCCGUCCUUUAAGGAAACAUCCUCUGCGAGCAUCUGGAGGGCUAAAAUACUUUGAUUAUCUUUUCUAUGUGGACUUUGAAGCAUCUAUGGCUGAUGAAGUUGCUCAAAACGCACUUAGGCAUCUCGAGGAAUUUGCUACCUUUUUGCGGGUUUUGGGAAGCUACCCAGUGGACACUACAAUGCUCUAAUCAUUUUCCAACAUGUUCCUGAUCCAAGGUGUAAAAGAGAGAGCCAUAGAUAUGCACGGUGAGGUCCCGAGUAGUUACCGGUGCAGCUCGCCAGACAUAGCUCUUGUCUCCCCAUUUCUCUUUAAAAUUUUCAUGAUUCUGUUUUGUAUCCUUUCUUCUUUAGAAGAUGAGCUUUGUUGUUU
Messenger RNA from Eruca vesicaria subsp. sativa (arugula), 1316 nucleotides. The record is from the annotation of a GenBank genome assembly. Lineage: Eukaryota; Viridiplantae; Streptophyta; Magnoliopsida; Brassicales; Brassicaceae.